Messenger RNA from Bactrocera neohumeralis, 661 nucleotides. RefSeq lists its product as uncharacterized. The coding region runs from base 149 to 661 and encodes 170 amino acids. The transcript has 3 exons. Gene Ontology annotation, cellular component: nucleus. Lineage: Eukaryota; Metazoa; Arthropoda; Insecta; Diptera; Tephritidae. The record is from RefSeq and is a predicted model, not a curated record.
AUUCUGCGUUUCGAUUUAACUUCGAAAAUUCCAAUUCUAUGUAUUCUGCAUUGCGAUCGUAAUUACGUUUUUGUACGUUGAAGUUUUGUUGGCGGAAAGCCGUUAUAUAUUCAUUUUCGUGCAUUUGGAUAAAAUAAUUUCCUCAAAUAUGUCAAAAGUAACAACGGCAGAGCAAUACGAAAAAUUGUGUGAUAUGGUGGCCACGAAAAGAGAUAUUGCGCAGGGCUUCCAAAAGCGACCGAAGGAAGAAGUACAGGAGUUUUGGGAGGAGGUUGCAAGGAAUUUAAAUGCACUUGGCCCACCAACAAAAGAUUCCAAUACAUGGAGAAAGGUCUGGAUUGACUGGAAAUGCUACAUGAAGCGAAAAUUAUCGCAUAACAAAAAAGAAAGGAUGAGCACCGGUGGAGGUCCUUGCCGUUUACAACGCAUAAGCCCACUUGAUGAAAAGGUGAUAGCUUUGACGGGUUUGGAAACGGAUGAUAUCCCUUCAACCAGGAGAGCUAGCAGCCAAAAUAGAGAGGCGAGAGCAGACAAGCAGAGCAAAUCUUCAUUACUUAAGCAACAGAUACAAAUCAAAAAGAAUUUUAUGCAGAGACGAAAACAUUCAAUGAAGCUGCCUUUGGUAAAAUGGAAGAAGUUACUUCAUAUUUACGACACAUGA